AUGGCACCCACAGCAAAGAAGCUGAAGCGUACCAACAAGAAGUCUAGGCUUCAGCAAGAACACAAGCAGCGCCAGCAGGUCACACGUACUUUGACUUACGAGGAGGAGAACAGCCGACAAGUGCUUAUUGCAUCUUAUACACAGAAUGAUCAGCCUCCACUGGAACUUGAGUAUACAGGCCCAUGGGAUCCUGAGUGGCUGUAUCUUCCACUUCAGGACGAGGGCCUUUUAGACACUCUGGGUCUUGAUGGCAAGAACAAGGGCAUAAAGGUGAAAGCUGGCGAGCGUGUUUAUCUUCGUGCAGAGGGUACUUCUGAACCUGUCAACGGUUCUUCUUUGGCAGCCAGAUCACCGCAUACUCCAGCAUUGUCCUCUCCUAACUUGCGCACAAGGCUCACCAUGGAGCGUGCUGCUGUACGCUCACAAGACCAGGCCGCACUGCUCUCUCGUAAUGUUAAGGGCAAAGGUAGAGCUAUUCCGCCAUCUGCACUGCCACUGCUGCCUACUCCACCUGCGCCUUUCCGCAACCCCUCUUCCUCUCUGCCAUCAACCAACCCUUGCUAUGUAUCCAAGUGGCUUGACGACUCCUUCUUGAACAGCCUGUCACCUUUGCCAAUCUCUCCACUCAGCAGCCAAGAUGCUUCUCAGACUGUCGCCAAUCAAGCUCAGGCUCAGGCCAUUCCACGCAAGAUCAAACCUAUUCUGCGGCCACGGCUACGUGUACCCCAGCCCUUUCCUUCUCUCUCGCCACUGCACAAUGAGCCCCAGCUGUCUCACAUGCAGCAAUCAGUUAUCGAUCUCUGCACCCCCUCGCCCAAGAUACUUCCUAUUUCUGGCCCCGGACGUGAUGCAGAUGACACCAUCAGCAUUGACUCAGACACAGACCCUGGAGGUUUUGAUGCCAGAGAUGACGAUGUUCCAAAUGGCCAACCUUUGCACUUAGACACAGACCCUGGAGAUUUCAAUGCUGGAGAUGGUGACGGCGAUGUUUCGAACAGCCAACUAUUGCAGCAACCGAAGCCUCGCCUUCCCACUUUCCCUUCAUUUCACUUCAACCUAGGCUCGGACUUUGGCUUGCCUCAUGACAACUCCAACUCUGCACCACUCACUCCCAGUCCUUUGGCUACUGGACGCUUCACUAUGCCUGGCUCCUUGGACUCUCUGCACCAUUCAGAUUACCUGCCCUCUCCUCGUUGCGCCUCUGUCUCUCCUAUUGUCAGCACAGGCAGUAAAUCAUGGCCCUACGACUGGCAUGUGGUGAAUGUUCUGGCAUGCUUCACGCAUUGCUCUUGGCUGCCUCCUGGCCAAACAGUGAAACAGGCCUUUGAGACGUUCGUACCUGGGCUCGAAUUCAGUCGCACCUUCUGGAAAUACCGCAAACACUGGCAAUCUGCAAGCUCCGAGACCCAGAACAAGUUCCUCAAGUACAGUCAUACUGCAGACGGCCUCUGGACCCACUUCAUGGAGGAGGUUCCCAAUUCCAAAGGAGAGCACAGGAAUGCUACGAAGCAAGAGACACGAGCCCAGAAGCGCACUGCAUCUCAGAUGGAAUAG
This is a messenger RNA of Phanerochaete carnosa HHB-10118-sp, 1554 nucleotides long. RefSeq lists its product as uncharacterized. Lineage: Eukaryota; Fungi; Basidiomycota; Agaricomycetes; Polyporales; Phanerochaetaceae. The coding region runs from base 1 to 1554 and encodes 517 amino acids. The record is from RefSeq and is a predicted model, not a curated record. The transcript is spliced from 5 exons.